GGAACGGAAGAUGGUGCUAUUUAGGAGAGUAUAAGUAUUUGCUUAUGUGUUUGUAUGCGCCCGGCCAUAUUCGAGAAACAAGCUGACGGCGCACUUGUGAUCCCGCCGUUCCACUGCUGCUGAGCCAUGCCGUGCCAUCGAACGAUCCGAGCGAACCUUCUACCAGCCAGCAAUCCAUGGGAGAGCGUAGCAGCAACAGUGGCAGAGCAGAGGAAAAGUUUUGGCCUCGCUUUCAGUUUAGCGUCGUCCCCGCUUCAGUUCGUGAGUGUUUGGUUUGUGUGUCCGCUGGAAGAAGCACACGCUUCACAUGCCUCUAUAGCAGGCUUAUAACAAGAAGAAAGGUCAUGUUGCUGUGACCCCGGCACUGUCGUCACCACUGCCGCUAAUACACUAAACUUAGGAAAGCGCGAAAUCAAUCACGCCGUUGCAGUGUGCGCUUCCGGGUAGUUAUUUAGUUCGUCGAUAGAGCAUCCGGAAAUUAUAGAAAGCGUUCCAGGCACUGGCGAAUACCAGCCAAGCCUCGGCAAUUCCAAAGAAAAGUGCAAUCUCUUCUGGAUGUGGAGCGCAACGAUGCAUACAGAACAUCGCACACACAUGUGCGGCUUAGUUGUUCGUUAUGUCUCAGUGCAAAAACUGAUAUGAUAAGCGUAAUACGAAACUUUUAUUGCGAAGUGAACGAUGUGUUGUUUUAUUAUAAACUUGCUUAUUCUGGUUUAAAUUCAAGCUGAGAACUCGAAAUUGGACUGGCCACUGUCCUUUGUGGGUUCGCGAGUUGAUUUGCGAAUCCAUUUUCUUGCUGCAUUAAAUGGAACUUUUAAAUGUGUAGUGGAACGACGUCGAUGACCUCUGCGGGAUAGGGGCGGUUAGGUUGGUGUCCCCGUGUACUCGAAAAAAAAAAGAAUAGAUUCUAUACAGUACUGGAACGCAGUUUGUAUUGAAAAUCGGAUUCUAAUUGCCAAGCUUGAUGCGCACCAACGUUAGCUCGAGAACAGUUCGUUGUGUUAGUUUACGCAUGCGCACGCGCGGAAUUUUCUGAUUCUGGUACGAUUAUUAGUGCUUAGAAGCUGAACAAAACGCACGCGCACGAUAUCUCCCAUGUGUGGUUGCUGAAAGAUUGUCAACUCACACCAAAUCACGCGGCUGGAGUACAAUAAGUGUUCAUGAGGCUACUUUAGUGUAAUUUCCUUCUACUCCCAACGAUAAUCAACGUAUUGCUCUGUAAUCUGUGUCGUGUCUGCUGCUAAAACUAUCAAAUCAGUUCGUCGCUGUGGCGCGUGUGCACACAUGUAUGGCAGUAACGUAUCAGAACAAAGAGACCAAUUCUAUACGGGCUAUACUACCCUAAGUCCAGUUGUCUACACGAUCAUCUUGUGACGGAGACGACCGAUGUCGUCUAGUUUAAAGUAACGUGAAACUCAGCGACUUGAAAAUAGAAACGUUUCAAUCAACCAGGCUCACCACAUACAAGUGUUUAUAUUUGAUUUGACACUUGUUGAUCGUUCCGCUGAAAAACGUUGAUAAUUUCGUUCCGCUUGCCUUGGAGAACAGACGCUUUUAUCAAAGGAAAUUGACUCGGUACGCUGGUGUAUUGAAUUAAACGAAGCCAAUUGUGUUUGCUUCUGCAAAUGAAAAAGAAACUUACUAUUGAGCGUCUCUGAACAAAAGCAACGAACUUUUUGAAACACUUAACUACCGAUUGGAAAGAAGAAUACAAAUAAAAAGGAAACUCCGACCAAGACACCGGUCCGUAAGAAAACGAAGCCAUGGACCACAAAAUUGUAUGGUCAUCACCAAGGAUGGUGGCAGGAAUGCUGGAAACGGUCAGCUUUAAUAACACCCCAAGAAGGAAGAAAAAGAGCAAUUGCCGUCAUCAUCAUCACCGUCGACAGUCAUUAUCAUCAAUCAUGGUUCGGCUGUUUUUGUCAUCAUCAUCAUCAUCACCAACUUUGAGCUGAUCAAUCAUCAUCACUGAAUCUGAUGAUUCGACGUCAUGAACCACCACUCUCUUGUGCUCAUACAAAAGAAGCCGAGAGAUCCAAAAUGCUGUUAAGGAUUCAGCAAGAUACCUGAACGAGGAAGCACGAAGGAAAAAAAUCCGGUCACCAUAAUCAUCACCACUACCACCAUACCAUGUCAGUGAGGCUAAUGUCGAGACCUGGAACCGGGUUUUGUUUUUUUUUCGGCUAUGAAGAAGAUACAGCAAAAAAAACAAAACCCAAGCAACAAGAAGGCCAAAAAACCCGUUUCAAGACUACACGCCCAAACGCCGGAUCGGAACAAAGCCCAAUUUUCCCCCGCCAGCUAUUCACCCAUCUCCUCAACGAAGAAGCUCGAUCCCGAUGGACCGAACAAUUCGGGCAACGUAGUGUACACCUUUGGCAAUGCUCAACUGCUCAAGCAAACCAGCUGGUCGAGCAGCUCCGUCGAUGGCCAAAGCCGAUCUACACUGCAGAUAGAGAUUCCGCUGUUCCGGGGUGAGCAACAGCCGAAGGCGGAAGACGAUGGAGGGCCCGUUUUUAUGGGCGAUGACUGCAAGUACAUGUUCGACUCCAGCUACGAUCGGGUGCUUAUCUUGGGUGACCAGAUAUACGAAGGAGGGCGAGAAAUUUGCAACCGCUUGGCCGAGGCUAAACGACAGGAAGUACUAAGUCAAACACAAACGGCAGCCGACGGGGAAAGUGGUGCUACUGAAGUUGCUGCAGAUACAGAGAAAGAAUUGAUACUAAUGGAUGAUCGGGAAGCCAGCAUGAUUGAACGGGUAGCCAUCCACCAUGUUGAUUAUCCCAGCACAGAUGUGAUAAAUGUGAUGGGCAGAAUAGUAGUUCAUCCAGAAAGGAAGGACGACCGUUUGGCAAUUGUCGAUUUUGACGAAAUGACACUUCGUUACACCAAGUUAGAUUUCAACCGAAUGAAAACGUGGUCAAUAUAUCCGGGUCAGACGGUUGUUCUGGAAGGAGUCAAUCCACGGGGAAAUGCCUUCGAAGUACGAAAAAUUCAUUCGGAACGAAAGCUAGAGCUUCCAUCAGCCCCAGUGAGUCUUACCAAGGAACUCAAUCUGGUGAUUGCAUCCGCACCUUUCACAGACAAAGACGAUCUUUUGUACGAAAAGUUGUCCGAUUUGCUGGCAUACUGCAGCAAUAACUGUCCCGAUGUUCUGGUUCUGACGGGUCCAUUUGGAAGCAGCAACUCUACCCUACUGACUUCCAUUGCUGAACCGUUUGAAGAAUACUUUGAAAAAAUUAUAACCAACAUCAUGAACUCGGUCAGUCCAAGCACAGAGGUACUGGUGGUAGCUAAUCAUGAUGAUAUCAUGUCCAUGUUUGUCUAUCCGUCGUUCCCGUACAAAAUCAGCAAGUACUUCAAGAAUCUUCACUUCCUGCCGGACCCCUGCGUGGUGUCAAUCAACGGGGUGGAGAUCGGAGUUACCACCGUCGAUAUCAUCAAAGAUCUUGCCGAGGCAGAAGUCAGCGGGAAUCCGUUUGGUGAAAAAAUUAAACGACUGUUCAACUAUGUGUUCCACAGUAAAACGUUCUAUCCACUGAACCCUCCCCCGGAGAGCGUCCCGCUGGAUGUGGAUCUACUGAAUGAGUUCGGAAGGCUGUCCAAAGUUCCGAAUAUGAUGAUCUGUCCGGGCGAUAUGAAGUGCUACGUUCGGGACGUGAAUGGGUGUAUUUGUAUCAAUCCCGGGCGGCUUUCCGAUCACGACAGCGGAGAAGGUACCUUUGCCCGUGUAGUGAUUCACCCACCUGAAUCCGCAACGGCUGUGCCGUUCAACUACGUGGUCUGUCAGGUGGUGAAGUCGUAACACGACACAGCGUGAUGUGAUGCUGCUCCUUCUAGUGAAUAAAUUAAACUCGUAUGAAA
This is a messenger RNA of Uranotaenia lowii, 3864 nucleotides long. RefSeq names its product DNA polymerase alpha subunit B (gene DNApol-alpha73). The record is from RefSeq and is a predicted model, not a curated record. Bases 2186 to 3805 code for a protein of 539 amino acids. Gene Ontology annotation, cellular component: alpha DNA polymerase:primase complex. Lineage: Eukaryota; Metazoa; Arthropoda; Insecta; Diptera; Culicidae. The transcript is spliced from 4 exons. Gene Ontology annotation, molecular function: DNA binding. Gene Ontology annotation, biological process: DNA replication initiation; DNA replication.